AUGCACGCAGUCGGAAGGAAGAUGUUACAAGUCGCACCAGCGAAGAUUGUCAGCCAGAAGUCGCACCAAAUAGCAGGUGCACUCAAGGUUACCGAGCACUGCUUCGACGUACCGAAGGACUACUCCAAACCAGAUGCCGGCACGAUCAGAGUCUUCGCACGUAGUGUACGCAAGCAUGAGAGACCCAUAGUGCCUACAGAAGACAAGGAGAAAGAACAGCUACCAUGGAUGUGCUUUCUGAAUGGUGGUCCCGGUCUGGAAUGCCGGCCACCCCAGCACUAUUCCUUCUCUGAUCGGGUGAUCGAGAAGGGCUACCAGCUUAUGUUCCUGGAUCCUCGUGGCACUGGAUUAUCUACACCCAUCACUGCUUCAACUUUGCAAAUGCGUGGAACCAACGACGUACAAGCGAACUAUCUCAAGCUUUACCGUGCUGAUAGCAUUGUCCGCGACUGUGAGGCUAUCCGGCAGGCUAUCACUGCGGACUACCCUGAGAACAAGAAGAAAUGGAGUAUCAUGGGUCAGAGCUUUGGUGGGUUCUGCAGUGUCACUUACCUUUCCUUCUAUCCGGAAGGCCUUAGAGAGAGCUUCAUGUUCGGUGGUCUGCAACCUCUUGUCAAGUCGCCGGACGACGUCUACAGACGGCUGUACGUCAAGGUCAAGGAGCGGAACGAGGCAUACUACGCCAAGUAUGCCGAGGAUGUUGAGCAUGUCAAGACCAUCAUGAAGUACUUGUCUCGCUUUGGUGAUGGCAAGAUCAAGCUUCCAUCUGAAGGUAACCUUACUCGUCGCCGCUUUCAACAGCUCGGUAUUGCUCUUGGCUUCCACGGUGGUCUCGAUAUGGUCCAUGAUAUUGUACUGCGCGCCAGCUACGACAUUGAGAACUUUGGCCAUCUUACUCGAGGAUCUCUCGCGUCGAUCGACAGCAUGUCUCCCUUCGACAACCACAUGAUCUAUGCCAUCCUCCACGAACCAAUCUACUGUGUCGGCAAUGCUCCCAACUGGUCUGCGCAUCGUGUACAGGACGAGUUCGCGGAGUUCAACAUCGAUCGCGAGGACGGGCCAAUCUACUUCACUGGUGAAAUGGUGUUUCCGUGGAUGUUCGAAGACUAUGCCGAGCUGAGGAAAGUGCAAGAUGUCGCGAAUCGGGUCGCGUCUGACAGCGACUGGCCGGAGCUCUUCGAUGAGGAGCAGCUGGCGAAGAACGAGGUACCGGUGUAUGCGGCGAGCUAUAUCGAGGAUAUGUAUGUCGAUUCGGCGUUCGCGCUGGAGACUGCGAAGAAGAUCAAGGGCUGCAAGGUGUUUACGACGAACGUGAUGUUUCACGAUGCGAUUCGGUCGAAGAUGGACGAUGUGGUGAGGCAGGCGUUUGCGUUGAGGGAUGAUGUGCUUGACUAG
Fulvia fulva is the source of this 1395-nucleotide messenger RNA. Its product is annotated as Proline iminopeptidase aneH. NCBI's taxonomy places the organism in Eukaryota, Fungi, Ascomycota, Dothideomycetes, Mycosphaerellales, Mycosphaerellaceae. The transcript has 2 exons. Gene Ontology annotation, biological process: proteolysis. The record is from RefSeq and is a predicted model, not a curated record. Gene Ontology annotation, molecular function: peptidase activity. Bases 1 to 1395 code for a protein of 464 amino acids.